AUGGUCAGUGUCACUAACCAUACACAAAACAAAACAAAAGCAGUGACAGAUUGGCAUCGACGGAUGAAUAAUCACACAAGGGCAUCUUAGGCAGCCGUGCGGUACAACCCCAUCUUAAAAUUAUAACUAGUUUCACCAAUCAAUCAACCAAAGCCCAUCCAGAAAAUCAUGUCUCUGAAAUUCUCUCACUCAGCAAUUAUUGUGCUCUUUCUCUGCUCCUUCACUACAAUCUUAGCUCAUGAAGAUGAAGACCCAACAAUCAAAACAAUGGAGGAUUUCUCUGGCUACCCUAUUCCCGAGCCACACUUGAGCUUUCAGAACACUGUCUCUUCACUAUCCGUUGACACUCGAAGUUUGCAGAAACAGAUUGAUGAACUUUCAACUUUCUCGGAUACACCUGCCCCAUCAGUUACCAGGAUCUUGUACUCUGACAAGGAUGUAUUGGCUCGUAGAUUCAUCAAAAACUUGAUGGGACUUUCUGGUCUCUCUGUUAGAGAGGAUGCUAUUGGUAACAUAUUUGGUCGGUGGGAAGGCUAUAACCCAGAUCUUUCUGCAGUUGGAACUGGCUCUCACAUUGAUGCCAUUCCAUACUCCGGAAAGUAUGAUGGGGUUGUGGGUGUUCUAGGUGCUAUAGAAGCCAUCAACGUACUAAAAAGGUCUGGGUUCAAACCUAAACGAUCACUGGAAGUUAUCUUGUUCACCUCAGAAGAGCCGACACGCUUUGGAAUCAGCUGUCUGGGAAGCCGCCUAAUGGCGGGGAGUAAGACACUUGCUAACGCUCUGAAGACAACAGUUGAUGGUCAAAAUAUAUCUUUCUUUGAUGCUGCACAAUCUGCUGGUUACACCAAAGAUGAAGGGGACUUAUCCAGCGUGUUCCUGGAAAAAGGAAGCUACUCUGCUUUUGUGGAAUUGCAUAUUGAGCAGGGCCCUAUUUUGGAGGAUGAAGGUAUAUCAGUUGGCAUUGUAACAGCCAUUGCAGCCCCAGCAAGCAUAAAAGUGGAUUUUGAAGGCAAUGGAGGCCAUGCGGGUGCUGUCCUAAUGCCAAAUAGAAAUGAUGCUGGACUGGCAGCUGCAGAAUUAGUGCUAGCUGUUGAGAGACAUGUAUUAGAAUCUGGAUCUAUUGAUACUGUUGGUACAGUUGGUAUUCUGGAGCUACAUCCUGGAGCCAUCAACAGCAUCCCUAGCAAAUCACAUCUAGAAAUUGACACAAGAGACAUUGAUGAAGAACGAAGAAACGUUGUAAUUGAGAAAAUCCAUCAAUCUGCAAUUACUAUAGCCAGUAAACGUGGGGUCAAUCUAUCAGAAUUCAAAAUUGUAAAUCAGGAUCCACCAGCACUUUCUGAUAAAUCAAUACUUGAUGCAAUGGAAGCUUCAUCGAAAGAGCUAAACUUAACACACAAGUUUAUGAUUAGCCGAGCUUACCAUGAUUCACUGUUCAUGGCCAGAGUAUCCCCGAUGGGUAUGAUAUUCAUUCCAUGUUACAAAGGUUACAGCCACAAGCCUGAAGAAUAUGCCUCCAGUCAGGAUAUAUCUAAUGGGGUCAAGGUUUUAGCCUUGACCCUUGCCAAGUUGUCAUUGCAGUGAUGUUUCUUCCAUUUUAGUGUUGUUGGCUGGAUAAACUAAGUUUACAUAUUUGGGGUAUAUUGUUCCGUUUACGCCCUUGUGUUUCUGUAAUGAUGAUUUGUAUGUAUACUUUCCAUCGAAGACUCUAUUACCACGUUAAUUGUAAAGAAAAAUCAACCUUUCACAACUUAGUUAAGAGAGAGAGAGAGAGAGGGGGCUGAAAAAAAAAAACUCUGUAAACACCAUAUUAUUUAUUGUCAACAGUAGAUUUGAUCUCAGAACACGGGACUAUAAAGCAAGGAGCAUGUAAGAAAACAUGCAUUG
Molecule: messenger RNA, 1887 nt
Organism: Prunus persica (peach)
Lineage: Eukaryota; Viridiplantae; Streptophyta; Magnoliopsida; Rosales; Rosaceae
Product: ureidoglycolate hydrolase
Exons: 12
Coding region: 169-1584 (471 amino acids)
Molecular function (GO): hydrolase activity, acting on carbon-nitrogen (but not peptide) bonds, in linear amidines
Source: RefSeq, a predicted model, not a curated record